AUGAAUUUCAGCUUAGACGAAAUGAGAAAGGAAUAGAUUGAAGAUAUGAAAAAAGUAAGAUCAAUUAAAAAAUAAAUAUAACAUGAUAUUGAGAAAUUAAAAAGUGAAAUCUAAUUAAAAAUUACAUUUGAGUACUCUAAGAAUAAAAUCUAGAAGAUGUUUUGGAAAGAAAAGAAAAAAGAUUAUAAGAGGAAACAAUUUUAAGAAGAGAAACAUAUUAAUAAAGAGUAUUAAAUUUUUUAUAAAAUCGUUAAUAAUUAUAGAGAUUAUAAUCAUAAUAGAUUUUAUAGUAGACAGAGUGCAAGAUUUAAAAAAUAUAAGGAGUUCUCAUGA
Paramecium pentaurelia is the source of this 333-nucleotide messenger RNA. The record is from the annotation of a GenBank genome assembly. NCBI's taxonomy places the organism in Eukaryota, Ciliophora, Oligohymenophorea, Peniculida, Parameciidae.